AUGUCCGAGGAAAAAAUUGUGAGUGAAAUCCUCAUCAACGUUGAUUCAGAGCUGGAUAUUUCAAGCAAAGAAAUUAGAAUUACUGAAAAAGAUGCUGAUUCUUCUUUGCAGUUCCUUGAAGAUCAUGAACAAGAAUUCAAAGAUGUUGAGUUUACUGCUGCCGACGAAAAAGAGUUGAGCAAGAAUCUUUAUUUAUGGCUUUUCCCAUUAAUCUUCGUGAUAAACACCAUUCUUUUCGUUGAUAAGGCCACUCUAUCUUACUCUUCGAUUUUGGGGCUUUUUGAAUCCACCAAUAUUAAUUCCGCACAAUAUGAUGAUUUGAAUUCUAUUUUCUACACCGGUUACACUAUCGGUCAAUUAUUGAACUUUGUCUUACAAAAAUCCAAUAUGGCCAAAUAUAUGACUUACAUCAUCUUUUCUUGGUCCAUCAUUGUUUUUUGUCAUUGUGGUGCUUAUAAUUUCGGAGGUCUUAUUGUUCUUAGAUUCAUCCUCGGUUUAAUUGAAAGUACUGUUGUCCCAGCAUUGGAAGUCACCAUGCUCCAAUUUUUCACUCCUAAACAGAGAGCUACUUUACAACCUGUUUUCUGGGUUUCUUGUGUUGGUAGUCCAGUUAUUAUUGCUGGUUUCAUUGCCUAUGGUGUCCUUUGGGCCAAAAAUACAAUUGCUCCUUGGAAAAUCUUUAUGAUCAUCACCGGUGGUUCCACUUUCUUUGUCGCAAUUUGGGUUGCUCUCUUUUAUCCAUCUGACCCAGUUGGUGCUAAAUUCUUGAGUAAUAAACAGAAAUACUUCUUGAUCAAAAAGAUCCAAGGGGAAUCUAAGGCAUCAAUUGUGCAACAUGUCGUCAAGAAAGAACAAAUUAUUGAGUGUAUCAAGGAUCCGAUUUCCUGGUUGUUCACCUUUUUCUCAUUUUUUCUCAUGUUGGCUAAUAACUUGAAUUAUCAACAAAACUUGUUAUACGUCAGUCUUGGUGUUACUAACUUGGGCUCCACAUUGGUUUCCGUUGCUGGUGGUGGGUUUUCUUCUGUUUUCCAUCUCGCUGGUGCUGCUUUUAUCUACUUUAGGCCAAACAGUAGUGCCCUUAUAACUACAUUAGGUUGUAUUCCAUCUGUUGCCGGUGGUAUUGCUAUGAUUACUAUUCCAUGGGGAAACAAGAUGGGGCUUUUGGCCUGUCUUGUCUUGGCUGCCAACACGUACGGUAUCGCUUACAUUGUUGGUCUUGGUUGGGCCACUUCUUCUUGUUCUGGUAACACUAAGAGAUUUUUCCGUCAGUUUAUGUUCAUGAUUGCCUACGGUAUUGCCAAUAUUAUCUCUCCUCAAUUGUGGAAAGGUAAUCAGGGAAAUGACAAAGAUGGUGUCAACCGCUACUAUGCUGCUUGGGUUAUUCAAAUUGUAUUGGCCUGGAUCGGUACACCUGUUAUUGCUUGGAUCAUUCACUUCACUUUGAAGAGUAGAAACAAGAAGAGAUUGGCCACUAUUGAAGCUAAAGGUAAAGAGUCUCUUGGUGCUGUUGUCAAAACCGACGGGAAUGGUCAUGAAAUUAUUGAUAAAGUCAACAUUGCUAACUUAGACCUUACUGAUCUCGAAAACAAAAGUUUUAUUUAUCCGUUAUAG
Molecule: messenger RNA, 1611 nt
Organism: Saccharomycopsis crataegensis
Lineage: Eukaryota; Fungi; Ascomycota; Saccharomycetes; Ascoideales; Saccharomycopsidaceae
Exons: 1
Coding region: 1-1611 (536 amino acids)
Biological process (GO): L-cysteine transport; transmembrane transport
Cellular component (GO): membrane
Molecular function (GO): L-cysteine transmembrane transporter activity
Source: RefSeq, a predicted model, not a curated record